AUGGAGUUCGAUGUUUCCUAUUUCCCGAAUGCCCAUCUAAGAGUAAACCUAUCCAGAAGCAUCACCAUCUGGCUGAUUCAGGAGCUAAGUGGUUUUGUGAUCCAUAUAGUGGGUCACUCUCCGGCAUCGGAUGUCAUCAAGACCAGUGUCAGGUUGCACAGGACGCCAUGGAUUUCGGACCAAAAGGACACCGUUAACGACUCGCCAUGGAGAAUGUCUCAUGCUCUGCACUAUAACGCCAGGACAGCCUCCACCAACGCCGAUCUUCACGGCCCUCUCGAAACUGCAAGGUGGAUCAAUUAUCAAGUAAUCGCCUUGCAGAAGCAAAGUCCAGGAGGACGGACGCGUGGAUUUGUUGUACACCUACCUGAUGUACAUCUUGUUGAUUCGCAUGAGAUCUUAUCACCUCGCCUGGCUGUUCUUCGACUCCGUUCUCUGUAUCAGAAAACCAUUACUAUCAUCACCUACUAUUCUCCAACAUCAGUAGCUGAUGACUCGGAACCUGAUACCUCUUCGCCUCAAUGCCUCGCACAAGAAACUUGGAACGAAAAAGCCACCAAGGAUCUGCUAGAGAAGAAGAGCGCUGAAGCUGGAUCCGACUGCAUCACAUCUCGUGCGACUGGUAGCGAAUACCAGUUGCGGAACACUUCGAAAGUACAGGCAACCGAAUUUGAAGCAGCACAAGGAAGGAGAACUGGAUCCGACUGCAUCACGUCUCGUGCGACUGGUAGCGAAUACCAGUUGCGGAACACUUCGAAAGUACAGGCAAUCGAAUUUGAAGCAGCACAAGGAAGGAGAAGUUUAAAGAAGUACCGCAUGGACUUUCCCCACUACCGUGUUCCGCUGACAACAUUAGUAAACAAUGACGGGACUCGCAUAUCUUUCCGACAAAAGAUGGAAUCGAAUAUGAAGAUAUUCUGCACCAAUUUUUUCCGCUCGUCAUCAUCCGUGUCAAACCCCGUUAUUACCGUGGGAGAAGUACCACCAUGGAUUCUACCUGCUGAAGUACGUGCCGCAAUACAAACCGUGAAAGCAGCCACGGCUUCGGAAAUGAACCUCGACCAGUGGAGAACCUCCCGAGCAAUCCUUCUUCAUGAAAAGGGCGAUCAUAAGAAGGGAGGAUCUUUGAAACUACCGUCCAAUAUGGCUGCUAAACGUACUUUACAAGUUUUUUACGACGAUUACUCUCGCUCGCAUAUCAAGGACACUGGAUGA
Molecule: messenger RNA, 1215 nt
Organism: Strongylus vulgaris
Lineage: Eukaryota; Metazoa; Nematoda; Chromadorea; Rhabditida; Strongylidae
Source: the annotation of a GenBank genome assembly